CGAUUGGUCGAGGCGAUGGCUUGAAAUGCGAAGACUCCCUCUGUAGCACAUUAAACGUUCUGCCCUUUCGCAGAACUCCUGUUCUUUCCCAGGGAGUCCGCCAUUGUUGGUGCACGUAUAUUUCUGACCACAGCAACGGACAUCGGACAACAUCCAAAAUGGUGAAUUUCACGGUAGACGAGAUCCGUUCCAUGAUGGACAAAAAGAAAAACAUUAGGAAUAUGUCCGUCAUUGCUCAUGUAGAUCAUGGAAAAUCAACUCUGACUGACUCCCUUGUAUCAAAGGCUGGUAUUAUCGCUGGAGCUAAAGCUGGUGAGACACGAUUCACGGAUACGCGUAAAGAUGAGCAGGAGCGUUGUAUCACUAUUAAAUCGACUGCUAUAUCUAUGUUCUUCGAACUUGAGCAAAAAGAUUUAGUCUUUAUAACGAAUCCCGACCAACGCGAUAAAGAUGAAAAGGGUUUCUUGAUCAAUUUAAUCGACUCACCUGGUCACGUGGACUUCUCUAGUGAAGUUACAGCUGCUCUUCGUGUUACGGAUGGAGCUCUUGUUGUUGUUGAUUGUGUGUCCGGUGUCUGUGUACAAACGGAAACUGUACUUCGACAAGCUAUCGCCGAACGUAUUAAGCCUGUUUUAUUCAUGAACAAAAUGGACCGUGCCCUAUUAGAAUUACAGCUUGAUAGUGAAGAUUUGUAUCAAACAUUCCAACGUAUUGUUGAAAAUGUAAACGUCAUUAUCGCAACGUACUCUGAUGACGAUGGACCUAUGGGUGAAGUCAGAGUAGAUCCAAGCAAAGGAUCUGUAGGUUUUGGUUCAGGUCUUCAUGGUUGGGCUUUUACUUUAAAACAAUUCUCCGAAAUGUAUGCAGAAAAGUUCAAAAUAGAUGUUGUUAGGCUUAUGAACAGAUUAUGGGGUGAAUCUUUCUUUAAUCCAAAAACCAAGAAGUGGAGUAAACAAAAGGAACCGGAUAAUAAACGGUCAUUCUGUAUGUACGUCUUAGAUCCAAUUUACAAGGUAUUUGAUUGUAUUAUGAAUUUCAAAAAAGAAGAAGCAAAUACACUUUUACAGAAACUAGGUAUUUCUUUAAAACCAGAAGAUAAGGACAAGGAUGGAAAAGCACUUCUUAAGGUUGUUAUGAGAUCGUGGUUACCAGCUGGCGAAGCUUUACUUCAGAUGAUUGCCAUUCAUUUACCUUCUCCGGUAACUGCACAAAAGUAUCGUAUGGAAAUGUUGUACGAAGGACCGCUCGAUGACGAAGCUGCCAUUGGUAUUAAGAAUUGUGAUCCGAACGGACCUCUCAUGAUGUAUGUAUCUAAAAUGGUACCAACAUCUGAUAAGGGACGUUUUUAUGCUUUCGGACGUGUAUUCUCUGGUAAAGUGAGUACUGGUAUGAAAGCCCGUAUAAUGGGACCGAAUUUCCAACCCGGAAAGAAAGAUGAUCUAUACGAGAAAGCUAUUCAACGUACUAUCUUGAUGAUGGGACGUUACGUCGAAGCGAUCGAAGAUGUGCCUUCUGGUAACAUUUGUGGGCUUGUUGGCGUUGAUCAGUUCUUGGUAAAAACUGGUACGAUUACCACAUUUAAAGAUGCGCAUAAUAUGAAGGUGAUGAAAUUCUCGGUUUCUCCUGUCGUACGCGUAGCAGUUGAACCCAAGAAUCCUGCAGAUUUGCCGAAGUUGGUCGAAGGUUUGAAACGUCUUGCGAAAUCGGAUCCUAUGGUGCAAUGUAUCAUCGAAGAAUCUGGAGAGCACAUUAUUGCCGGUGCUGGUGAACUUCAUCUUGAGAUUUGUUUGAAAGAUCUUGAAGAAGAUCAUGCUUGUAUACCUAUUAAAAAGUCUGAUCCCGUCGUAUCGUACAGAGAAACUAUUUCCGAACAAUCUAAUCAAAUGUGUUUGUCGAAAUCUCCUAAUAAGCAUAAUCGUCUCUUCAUGAUGGCUUGUCCAAUGCCUGAUGGUCUUGCUGAAGAUAUCGACAAUGGCGAGGUAAAUCCAAGAGAUGACUUUAAAAUACGUGCACGAUAUUUGAACGAAAAGUACGAUUAUGACGUAACCGAAGCAAGAAAAAUUUGGUGCUUUGGACCAGACGGAACUGGUCCCAAUAUUCUCGUUGAUUGCUCCAAAGGAGUGCAAUAUCUUAAUGAAAUCAAAGACUCUGUCGUAGCUGGAUUCCAAUGGGCAACAAAAGAGGGUGUUCUUUCCGAGGAAAAUUUGCGAGGUGUCCGUUUCAACAUUCACGAUGUAACGUUACACGCUGAUGCUAUUCACAGAGGUGGUGGACAAAUUAUUCCUACCACAAGACGUUGCCUUUAUGCCUGUUUACUCACUGCCUCGCCACGAAUCAUGGAGCCUGUUUAUUUAUGUGAAAUUCAAUGUCCUGAAAUAGCAGUUGGCGGUAUUUAUGGAGUACUCAACCGUAGAAGAGGUCAUGUAUUCGAAGAACAGCAAGUGGCCGGUACUCCAAUGUUUGUAGUUAAAGCGUAUCUUCCUGUAAAUGAAUCGUUCGGCUUUACUGCAGACUUGCGUUCCAAUACCGGUGGUCAAGCCUUCCCCCAGUGUGUAUUCGAUCACUGGCAAAUCUUACCCGGUGAUCCAAUGGAGCCGACCUCUCGACCAUACCAAGUUGUGCAGGACACGCGUAAGAGGAAGGGUUUGAAAGAGGGAUUGCCAGAUUUGAGUCAAUAUCUCGACAAAUUGUAACCGAUAAUUUGCACACCGUAUGCGCUGUAAAAGAGCGAUGUGCGAAGACUAUAAUUCAUUUUGACACAAAAGAACUCCACGAAAUGUUUUUUUUUUUUGUAUCAAAACGAAUUAGAUUCUUCACAUCGCUUUUUUACUGAAAUUAAUGUUAUCUUUUGUUAACUGUCCCCAAAAAUCUCCGGAUCAGCAAUUCUGUUUACCAAUCAUGAAAUCGCAACAAUACUGUAACCUUUCCGAACAUGAACAAUAUAAAAAGAUUAAACAGAAGAUUAAAAAAAAAUA
Vespula vulgaris is the source of this 2975-nucleotide messenger RNA. It is a transcript of the gene eEF2, whose product is annotated as translation elongation factor 2. The transcript is spliced from 14 exons. Gene Ontology annotation, molecular function: ribosome binding; translation elongation factor activity; GTPase activity. The record is from RefSeq and is a predicted model, not a curated record. Gene Ontology annotation, biological process: translational elongation. Bases 159 to 2693 code for a protein of 844 amino acids. Lineage: Eukaryota; Metazoa; Arthropoda; Insecta; Hymenoptera; Vespidae. Gene Ontology annotation, cellular component: ribonucleoprotein complex; cytosol.